This is a messenger RNA of Coregonus sp. 'balchen', 1072 nucleotides long. Lineage: Eukaryota; Metazoa; Chordata; Actinopteri; Salmoniformes; Salmonidae. The record is from the annotation of a GenBank genome assembly.
ACCAACGCAGAGUUCUAGGCUGGCACGGGCAUCACAUACUAUGGCAUGGCCGCCAGUGACACAGACCACUUUGACCUCAGCGUCUACUUCGAGGAGGGGGCGGACUUCAUCGAGAAGGCCCUGGCACAACAAGAUGGGAAGAGUAAGAUAAAACCUUUGAGACAAGGGAAAAUGCACACCUGAGUUAGUGAGGUGCAGGCCGACGGAACAAAACACUAGCGUAUAGCUACAUAGCGUUUAGCCACCUCUUUUUCUUUUGCCUUUAAGGUAAAACAAAGAUGGGAAGGGUAAGGUAACAGUUCAUUGUUUUGGUGUGAGCCUCUGGAUGAGAUCAGUGGAAUAAAUACAAUACAUCACAGUCCAUGACAUCAUCGCGCUAAGAUGAUGAAAAUGGGCUUUUGUGGUCUAAUGGGAUGAUUCAGUUUCAACACGUAGUCACACCAGGGAUGGAUGGAGAGUCGGCUUCAGAAUAAUCAAUUAUAUUUUAAUAUAUAUUUGGCAUCGUACAUUUAGAAACUGGAAAUUGAGUUGAAUUCAAAUGCAGAAUUGUCUCAACUUAGUAAUAUUUAAUGAAAUACAUUUUGAUGCAAUAUUUUAUCCCAGUAUUUGAUGUAAUAUUUUGUCCUUAUUUGUUGCAAUUUUGUAUCCCAAUAGUUGAUGCAAUAUUGUGUCCCGUUUUCUCUGACCUCUAAAUAAUCUCCACGUCCCUCAGGUAAAGUGUACGUCCACUGCAGAGAGGGCUACAGCCGCUCCCCGACGCUGGUCAUCGCCUACCUGAUGCUGCGCCACAGGAUGGACGUUCGCUCCGCCCUUUCCAUGGUACGACAGAAGAGAGAGAUCGGACCUAACGACGGCUUCCUGCGCCAGCUGUGUCGCCUCAACGAGACGCUGGCGGCUGAAGGAAAGUUCUGGAACCAAUGACAGUUUGGGCGGAGGGGGUUUCUUUCCCCUGUACUCAUACCUUACAAGUAUGUACAGAUAAACAGACUCGUGAAAGUAUGUACUGUAUGUAUUCAGGUCACCUGGAAAGUAUGUACCUGUAAAUGUACACAGAUACAUUCACCUCACUGCC